Molecule: messenger RNA, 2428 nt
Organism: Grus americana (Whooping crane)
Lineage: Eukaryota; Metazoa; Chordata; Aves; Gruiformes; Gruidae
Gene: SLC38A9
Product: solute carrier family 38 member 9
Exons: 15
Coding region: 134-1813 (559 amino acids)
Biological process (GO): amino acid transmembrane transport
Molecular function (GO): amino acid transmembrane transporter activity
Source: RefSeq, a predicted model, not a curated record
CCGGCCCCGGCCCCUGGGCUGCUUCCUGUUGCCGCCGCGGGAGUGUGGGGCUGCUGGAGCGUAGCGAGGCGGUGCUGCGCCGCAGGUCAGAAUAACUGACAGAAUCUAGAAGAAGGAGGCACGUUCACCAAAUAUGGAAGAGGAUACCAAACCUCUCUUGGUUCCUGUUGGAGGUGAUGAAAGCAAUUAUGGAAUCAUGAAUAUACAGUUUAAUCCAGAGGAUUUUAAGUGCAAAAGACCAUUUCAUGUGGAGCCUACAAAUAUAGUCAGUGUGAACGAUGACAUGCAAAGAGUCACUGAUGAAGCUUCAGCAAUGAAUAAGCGGAUUCAUUACUAUAGCAGGCUCACGUCUCCUGCAGACAGGGCAUUGAUUGCUCCUGAUCAUGUACUUCCAGCUCCCGAUGAAAUCUACGUGUACAGUCCAUUAGGAACUGCUUUUAAAGUUGACAGUUGCACAGAUGGCUAUGGUAAAAACUCCAGUAUAGUGACAAUAUUUAUGAUAUGGAAUACAAUGAUGGGUACAUCUAUAUUAAGUAUCCCCUGGGGGAUAAAACAGGCAGGCUUUACUUCUGGAAUCAUUCUCAUCUUACUGAUGGGCAUUUUGACUCUUUACUGCUGCUACAGAGUUGUGAAAUCACGGAAAAUGAUACCUUUAAUAGAUACCUCAAACUGGGAAUUCCCAGAUGUUUGCAAGUAUUACUUUGGAUCCUUUGGUCAAUGGUCAAGCCUCUUAUUUUCUAUGGUAUCGCUUGUUGGAGCCAUGGUUGUUUAUUGGGUGCUUAUGUCCAACUUUCUGUUCAACACAGGAAAGUUUAUAUACAACUUUGUUCAUGACAUUAAUGUAACAGAUAUUGUUCCUGGCACAAAUGGAAGUAACAAAGUCAUUUGUCCAGGUGCUGCUAGCAGUCACCCACCACAGAACAGGAGUGUGCUGUUCUCUUCUGGCAACAAUACAGGUUUUGAACUCUUCGAGGAGUGGUGGAACAAAUCACAAACAGUACCAUUUUACCUGAUUGCUGUUCUUCUACCCCUGCUAAACCUGAAGUCUCCAUCCUUCUUUGCAAAGUUCAAUGUCCUAGGUACAGUUUCAGUUGUCUACUUAGUUUUUCUGGUUACCGUAAAGGCUGCUCAUCUGGGAAUCCACUUAGAAUACAACUGGUUUACAGAGAAUGAUUUUUUUGUACCAGAGUUUAGAAUUCUGUUCCCUCAGCUCACAGGGGUUCUGACACUUGCCUUCUUCAUCCACAAUUGUGUCAUCACACUUCUUCAAAACAAUAGGAACCAAGAAAAAAACGUGAGAGACCUCUCUAUUGCAUACUUCCUGGUGGGAUUAACAUAUCUAUAUGUUGGAGUGAUAAUUUUUGCAUCUUUUCCUUCUCCACCACUAUCCAAAGAAUGUAUUGAACAGAAUUUUCUAGAUAACUUUCCCAGUGAUGACAUCAUGUCUUUUGUUGCAAGAAUAUUCCUGCUGUUCCAGAUGAUGACUGUAUACCCACUGUUGGGCUAUCUGGCACGAGUUCAGCUGUUAAGACAGUUUUUUGGAAAUGCUUAUCCAAGUGUUUUCCACGUGCUCAUCUUGAACAUAGCAAUUGUAGGAGCUGGAGUAGCAAUGGCAAGAUUUUAUCCAAAUAUAGGAGGUAUCAUAAGAUACUCUGGAGCAACAUGUGGUCUGGCCUUUGUGUUUGUGUAUCCGUCCCUCAUCUACGUGAUCUCCCUGCAUCGUGCUGGGCAGCUGACGUGGCCAGCAUUGAUCAUUCACAUCUUUAUAAUCCUCCUUGGACUGGCUAAUCUGAUUGCACAAUUCCUAUUGUGAAAACUCCCCCUUCUCCCUGUGGCUGUCACAAGUGGUACUGUGACAUUUGGCAACAGCCUUGAGCAACACUGUCAUGCAUGAGAACGAACAGUCUUCAAUAUGAUCUUUUUGAGAAAAGCUGCACCUUUGAAACAAAUUCAAAACACAUCUUUUAAGCGCUUGACAGGAAACCUGUCUUGCUCCUCUAAAAACACAAUUUUAUGAGAAAUGAAAUGGUUCAGAUUUGAGUGACGUAGUUCUGGUUUUGUUGAACGUACAUCAAAGAUUAAUGAAGCUCAAAUGUUUUAACUUUUUACAGCACACUUCUCAAAACACACAGCUUUUAGACUCAGGCCUUAGAGCUCCUCUUUCUUCCAGAGGAACUGUCCUUACCUUUAUUAACAAACAUGCUUUCACAGUAUUGUUCAGUGACUUUUUGAAAUACUUGUUUGUUGCAGUUAUUUCCCUGGAAAAGGGAGAAAUUAUUGUCUUUCCCUUUUUUUAGGUUAAUUUAUAGUAAUUUGGGUCAAAAUGCAUGCUUAAUUUUGAAUAUGCUAUUAAAUUGUUUUGGCAAUAUUUUUCCUCUAGGAAAUUCCAACUAAGAGAAACAAUAAACUCAUGUCUCAGUGUUUUAUU